AUGAGCUCGUUGCGCGACGAUGACAUCAAACUGGACUCCGAAAAGCCGAUUGUCGUGAAUCCGAAGGAACGAGCACGCAUUCUGCGCAAGAUCGAUUGGCAUCUGUUACCUUUCGUGACGGUGUUUUUCUUGUUGUCGUUCUUAGAUCGGGCUAAUAUUGGAAAUGCGACGGUUGCUGGAAUGACCACAAGCCUGAACUUGACCGGCUUCAAGUACAACAUCGCUGCAGCCGUCUUUUUUAUCCCAUACGGCUUUGCUGAGGUCCCCUCAAACAUCCUACUCAAGCUAUUAAGGCCAUCCCGCUGGAUACCGUCUAUCAUGGUCGCGUGGGGUAUUGUGAUGACCCUUAUGUGUCUCGUCAAUUCGUACAAAUCUCUCGUUGUAGCUCGAGCGUUUCUCGGUUUCACAGAAGCAGGAUUAUAUCCAGGAAUAAAUUACUACAUCUGCCUUUGGUAUCCACGUUCGGAGCGGUCCAAGCGCAUUGCCAUAUUCUUCUCCGCAGCGUCUGUUGCAGUUGCCUUCGGUGGGCUCCUUGCGUAUGGUAUUGAACGGAUGGAUGGAGUUGGAGGAUUGCGUGGUUGGCAAUGGAUUGCAUGUUUGCAUUUCUGCUUGGAAGGCAUUGCCACUGUUCUCGUCGCAAUUUUCUCUUUUUUCUGCAUGCAUGAUUAUCCUGAAACGGCCAAAUUUUUGACCGAGCCAGAGAGAUUAUACAUCAUAGAUGCGCUCAAGCGGGAUUCAAAUAAUCUUUCCUCUCGCUUCGACACUCAAUUCGUCUGGCAAGCCCUACAUGAUUACAAGACAUACGUCCAAAUUCUCAUUUAUCUAGGGUUGCUCGUCCCUGGUUAUGCCAUCGCCCUCUUUUCGCCAACAAUCAUCAAUGAGCUUGGCUUCUCUGCUGCGAAUGCUCAGCUACUAUCAGUCCCACCAUUUGUUGCCGGCGCUAUUGGAACAAUCAUAGUCGGCAUCUAUUCUGAUAAGCACAAUCUUCGUGGCCCGUACAUCAUUGGUGGUGCGCUCGUGUCUCUUGUGGGAUAUAUCUUGCUAUAUUGCAGCAUACAAGCGGGCCCGUCGUACGUUGGAGCUUGUCUGGCCGCUGCGGGAAACUAUCCGACCGUCCCAGUCAUUCUUGCUUGGGCAGGCUCGAAUGCAGGAGGUGACUUAAAGCGUGGAGUUGUACUAGCAAUGGUCAUCGGUAUUAGUAACCUUGGAGGGGUUUGUUCCUCAUUCAUUUAUAUUGAUCCGCCACGUUUUCACAUCGGACAUGGCACUAACAUGGGAUUCAUUUCUCUGUCAAUCCUAAUGAGUCUCUUCGCUAUGUGGAACUACAAUCGGCUGAACAGAAAGAAAGAAACGCAGUGUCUGGCAGAAAACAUUAGCGGUGAUAGAAAAUACGAUUUCGAGGACAUGGGCGACGCUAGUCCUCUUUUUAGGUGA
Messenger RNA from Suillus bovinus, 1434 nucleotides. RefSeq names its product MFS general substrate transporter. The record is from RefSeq and is a predicted model, not a curated record. Lineage: Eukaryota; Fungi; Basidiomycota; Agaricomycetes; Boletales; Suillaceae. Gene Ontology annotation, biological process: transmembrane transport. Bases 1 to 1434 code for a protein of 477 amino acids. The transcript has 16 exons. Gene Ontology annotation, cellular component: membrane. Gene Ontology annotation, molecular function: transmembrane transporter activity.